Messenger RNA from Cheilinus undulatus (humphead wrasse), 417 nucleotides. RefSeq names its product otospiralin 2 (gene otos2). NCBI's taxonomy places the organism in Eukaryota, Metazoa, Chordata, Actinopteri, Labriformes, Labridae. The transcript is spliced from 3 exons. Gene Ontology annotation, biological process: sensory perception of sound. The record is from RefSeq and is a predicted model, not a curated record. Bases 1 to 375 code for a protein of 124 amino acids.
AUGCACAAAGCCUUGGUGCUGAAGGUGACGCAUCAGCGUGAAAACAAAAACCUCUUCGCAUUUCUGUGGAAGAACUCCAGAGAUUGUGUGAGAGCAGCAGCAGCUCUCACUCUGACUGAUUUUCACAAGACUGAUUUUUUUUCUAAAGUUUUCUGUUUCAUUUUAGGAGCAGAAGAGGACGCAGUCCAGGAAGUUGGGAAACAGAAACGAAGCGUCCCAAACUGGGCCAUGACCUCAGACGAUUUCUUUGGCUGGGUGGAGGAGCUCCGCAAACACGCCGGAUAUGAACAAAUCGAAGAGUUAGCCAGAACCUUCUGGGCUCAUUUUCCCUCUGCAGACCGACUCGGGUACGGGGCCCAUGAGGCAGACGAGUAGGAGCACGAACGGGGACACAGCCGACACAAAAGAACACAAUCA